Molecule: messenger RNA, 1713 nt
Organism: Globicephala melas (long-finned pilot whale)
Lineage: Eukaryota; Metazoa; Chordata; Mammalia; Artiodactyla; Delphinidae
Source: RefSeq, a predicted model, not a curated record
AUGGAAUUAAGACUAGAUUGUGAUUGUGGAAGGAAAAAGAGAAAUCUAGAAAAUAUCUGCAUGAAGAAUGAGUUGGACAUGAUGAUGGAGAAGACGGGCUGGGGACGCGGCGGCGGGGGCGAGGGCUGGCCCGGGAUUCCCAGGGUCCCAGGACCGGGGCGGGGCCAGGCGGAGAGCGGGAGGAACGAACGAGAAACCACCUUUCGCAGAAAGGAACGCCAAAGCCCGAACCAGCCGCCGUCUCUAGAAAGUUCUCCCCAACCCGCGUCCCUCGCCGCAGGCCGGCUCCUCCUAGCCUCUUCCCCCCGCCCCCUCCGCGGCGGUGGGACCAAUCACUGCCCGGGCCGCCUAAGACCCGCCUCCUGCGCCCGCUGCCCGGGAAACGGCGCGAAGACCGCCUCGGGGACGAAGGCUUCCGAGAGUGGGGCUCAGUCGGCGCCGCUGUCCCUUGAGGGGGUGGACAUCAGCCCCAAGCAGGAUGAGGACGUGCUUCAGGUCCUCAAGCGAGAGGGUACAGACACAGGGAUGCCCAUGAUCGGGGACCGAGUCUCUGUCCACUACACGGGCUGGCUGUUCGAUGGCAGCAAGUUCGACUCCAGCCUGGACCGCAAGGACAGAUUAUCCUUCGACCUGGGGAAAGGGGAAGUCAUCAAGGCUUGGGAUAUUGCUGUAGCGACCAUGAAGGAGGCGGAAGUGUGCCACAUCCCCUGCAAGCCAGAAUACGCCUACGGUUCGGCGGGCAGCCCUCCCGAGAUCCCUCCCAAGGCCACGCUUGUGUUCCAGGUGGAGUGGCGCCAUCGGGGAGAUUGCACUGGGAGGUACUCCAGAGACCAGAUCUUUUACCGCCGGGAGGUCGGCGAGGCGUGUGUGGACCUGCCUUGUGGGGUGGAGAAAGUCAUUCAGCGCAAGGAAACAGGAGAACAUCCCAUUGUGUAUCUCAAGCCCAGCUAUGCUUUUGGCAGUGUUGGGAAGGAAAAGUUCCAGAUCCCCCCAAAUGCUGAGCUGAAGUAUGAAGUAUAACUCAAGAGUUUUGGGAAGGCCAAGGAGUCCCAGGAGAUGAGUUCAGAGAAGCUGGAGCAGAGCACCACAGUGAAGGAGCGGGGCACCGUGGACUUCCAGGAAGGCAAGUACAAACAAGCUCUGCUGCGGUACGAAAUCGUGUCCUGGCUGGAAUUUGAGUCGGCUUUCUCUAAUGAGGACGCACAGAAGACACAGGCCCUUCGGCUGGCCUCGCACCUCAACCUGGCCAUGUGUCAUCUGAAGCUGCAAGCCUUCUCUGCUGCCACUGAAAAUUGUAACAAGGCCCUGGAACCGGACAGCAACCAUGAGAAGGACCUCUUCCACCAGGGAGAGGCCCACCUGGAGGUGAACGACUUUGACUUGGCAUGGGCUGACUUCCAGAAGGUCCUGCAGCUCUACCCCAACCACAGAGCUGCCAAGGCCCAGCAGCGGAUCCGCAAGGAGCUCGAAUGGGAGAAGAAGCUCUAUGACAACAUAUUUGAGAGGCUAGCUGGGGAGGAGAGCAAGGCCAAGGCCAUGGUCGCUGCAGGAGACCAGCCUGUUGACACGGAGGUGAAGGACGGGCAGAAGAACCAUGUGGCAGGGGGCCAGCCUCAGGUGGAGGCAGAAGUGUGGCCUUUCCCAGCCCGGCUCCCGGCUGCCUGCCCCGCUUCUCCCUACCCUACUCCACCCUGUUGGUUCUGUAAAAACUGA